AUACCAUCAAAUCCCAGGCCUAAACCAACGAUGUCGCUAUCGUUAACCAGAAAAACGUUUACAAUAUUUACCUCGGCCAGUACUGUUAAAUUCAUCAAAACUAAUUGAUCUUAGGCUAUGGAAGGCUAUCUAUUUUAACUGGAGAAAAAAUAUAUGUACUGAAGUCUCCUUCAAAUUUAGAGGUACCCUUGAAGAUGAACCAGUCUGAAAUCUACCCUUGUAUUAUAGUUGUUCUGCUUCUGUACAUAACGGCGAUUGCAGCAGCAGGUUCUUAUGAAAGAACCAUAGCAGGAAGUAUUGCCUUUUCUACUGCUGGGCGUGCACAAUAUGCAUUUGACAUCUAUGCCCUUAACAUUACUUCUUCAAGUCCCAAAGAGGACCUUCUUACAGAUGGGAUUUCAGUGAAUUAUAAUGGCAACUUCCUUGGACACUCUGCAAUUGAGGCACUAAUGAACAAAGUGGGUAUGCCAGAGAAUCAAGCUGAUCAAGUUUUGGCCUAUAUUACGGAAAGGUAUGGACUGGCCCAAAUCUUUUUCAAUUUCUACUCUAAAAAUCUGUCCUUAUAUUCUUCCAAAUCAAUGGAGUCUAUUUUUGGGUUUAGUAAUUUUAACAGAAGAGAGGCAUUAGAUACAACGAUAUCGCAGGAAUGGGUGCCACUGAAUUUUGUAAAGGAUGGCGUAAAUUUGGAUGAUAGUGUAUCUAUGAAAGAUAGACCUAUCAUUGUGGAUACUAGAAUUAUCUAUGUUUCCACGCACCAGCCCUCUGGAGUGCCAAGGCAGAGUUGGGCUGCAGUUUAUUCAACUGACCUCAAUACAGGGGAAACCAUAAGGCUGACUCCUGAUGGGUUAGUUGACUUGAGCCCCAGUUUGUCCCCUUCAGGAGAAUGGAUAAUGGUGGCUUCAUUUGGACAUAUUGGGUGGCAUGGUCAAACUGAGGAUCUGCAAACAGACCUUUAUCUUUUCAACGUUACUGAUGGCUCAAAUCGCCAAUUGGCAAUAAGGAAUGGUGGGUGGCCUUCUUGGGCUGAUGACCAUACUAUCUUUUUCCACAGAAAAUCUGAUGAUGGCUGGUGGAGCAUUUAUAGGGCUUCAUUUUCUGCUCCCCUGAAUAAGUUGUCUCAAGGUCAUGUAACUGUAGACAGAAUAACACCAACCGGUCUUCAUGCCUUUACGCCUGCUUGUUCCCUUUCUGAGGAAUGGGUUGCAGUAGCCACACAUAAGCCGGGAACUGAGUACAGGCAUAUUGAAAUUUACAACCUUACCUCCAAUUCACUUGUUGAAAUUACACGUGGUAUCUCACCACAAUCUUAUCAUUUUAAUCCAUUUGUUUCUUACGAUUCUCAUAGGAUUGGAUAUCAUAAAUGUAGAGGGAAUGCUUCAGUGUCUAGUGAAGAUGUGGAUUCUUUGAGAGUUCCCGUGAUUGAGUAUGUAAAGUCUCCUUUGCUUGAGAUUUCCCUCUUUAGAAUAGAUGGGGAAUUUCCUUCGUUUUCCCCAGAUGGAUCAAUGGUUGCCUAUAUAUCCAUGGAGGGUGAUGCUAUCUAUGUGACGAGGCUAGAUGGAUCUAAGACGCACAAGGUGUUCUCGGGUUUGGUAUUUGGAUUGGCAUGGGAUUGGAAGAAAAAUGGUAUCAUCUACACAAGCCAUGGCCCUGAUUUUGCCUCCUUAAGCACCAAAGUUGAUAUCAUUGCCCUCAAUGUAAGUUACAUGAUUUCUAGAGGGAAAAAUGAUCCUAAUCCUCCAUACAGGAAACUGACAAGUCAAGGAAAUAAUGCUUUCCCGUCUCCUUCACCAGAUGGAAAUUUUUUGGUUUUUAGGUCAGGUCGCUCUGGAUACAAGAACCUUUACAUCAUGGAUCAGGAGCAAGGUGAAAGAGGACACAUUUGGAGGUUAACGAAUGGGCCCUGGACUGACACCAUGUGUAACUGGUCGCCUGAUGGAAAUUGGAUUGCUUUCUCUUCUGAUAGAGAUAAUCCUGGAAGUGGUAGCUUUGCUCUUUACUUAAUCCAUCCAAAUGGGACUGGUCUGCAAAAAGUUCUUAACAGUAGUACAUUUGGAAGGGUAAACCAUCCCUGGUUCAGUCCAGAUUCAAAAAGCUUAAUUUUUACUUCGGACUAUGCAGGGGUUUCGGCAGAGCCCAUUUCAGUGCCCUACCAAUUUGGACCAUAUGGGGAAAUAUUUAUGUCCAAUAUUGAUGGCUCUGAUGUUCAGAGACUUACCCACAAUGCUUAUGAAGAUGGAACUCCAUCUUGGGGGAAAACGUUUGUCUCUCCCUCAGAUUUGAUUGGGAAAGAUGAGAAACUGAGAUGUGGUUUUGAGGAUGAUAGAUGGCUUAAUGGCAAUGUAAGUCAUUUCAGCAAAUUUGGAUGCCGAGCAAUGUGAAGUUUAGAUCAGAUGCAGGAUGAGUGAGAAUCUUGAAGUUUCUCAAAUUAGCCUUGAGACAGUGAUAAAGAAAUGUGGAUAUGCAGAAUUGAAACAUGUGACUACUAAAUUACUUGCCAUGACCCAUGUACAUUCUCGUUAUAAACUUAUACAUGUUGCUGAUGUGGAGGGCGAGGGCUCUUUAUUUGUCAUUUGCUCAUAUAGCUUUACCCUCUUUUCAGAUACCACAUGCAGAUGUAGAUAUUCGUUUAUUCCUCUAGCUAGAAUUUUUAUUUUAUUGAGUAAAUACUUCAGCCAUUGUGAACAAAAGAUGUCCACUGUUGUCUCACGCCACCAUGACUAUCUGAUUCAUAUUGUAAAUGCAUGACUUAAUACUUAUUUCUAGCUUAAUUUCAUUAUUUUGAAGGUCGAUAAAA
Messenger RNA from Cryptomeria japonica (Japanese cedar), 2794 nucleotides. RefSeq lists its product as uncharacterized. Bases 195 to 2378 code for a protein of 727 amino acids. The transcript has a single exon. The record is from RefSeq and is a predicted model, not a curated record. Lineage: Eukaryota; Viridiplantae; Streptophyta; Pinopsida; Cupressales; Cupressaceae.